UGUUACUAAUUGUUUCAGAAUAAACUAAUGUUCUCAAAAAGAAGUUCCCUUACCCUUUUUUCUCUAACGGUUGCAUGGAUACUCUCAUUAAAAAGAGAACAUUCAGAAAUAACGUUUAUAUAACUUAAUGGGAAUGUUCGCAAAACGUUCUUAGAAUAUAUUUUUGUUACCUGGGUGGAGUCUUUAGCAAAUCUCAAAAUUGAAAUCCACUGACAUAGGCUACUGUACAUUACAAAGGUGUGAUGCCUCAUUUAAAAUAAUUAAUUGCCGUUUUUAGUGUUUUUAUUUAAAAAAAAGUAUAAAAUUUAUAUAUCUCAGCUGUGCUUGUUUUUAGGAGUGUGUCGUGUCAGCAUGUGUUUAUACCUUCCUCUCUCUUCCUCUGAAACUGUAGGAUAUCUAUGAUAAUUGUUUUUCCUCCCCAAUCUAUCCUUCUUCUUCCUCUCCACAGCCAAUCAGAAGCUAAUAAAUCAAUAAUCUGUCAAUGAUGAUCAGUGAUGUGAUGGAUGUAACGCUGAAAACGUUUAACUCUGUCUCCCUCUUUCUCCCUCUCUUGUUUUCUUCCUCUCUUGUCUUCCAGUUUAUGUGGCUAAAAUUUUUACUCUUUUUCUCCUUCCUCCUUUCCUCUCAGCCAUCAAAAGCAAAUUGUAAAUGUUGUUUUCCUGAAUAUAACAGUGUGAAGAGAUGCCCAUAAAAAAAAUGUAAAUCGCAGAAAGUCCGGCAGGAUGACUCUAGUUAAUAAUGUAAAUCUGUAGCUGUGAUUGAUGUGUGUGCAAUGUUUCCUGUCCCUCAUCUCAUUGCACAUAUAUAAAUACUUCUCCAGAGGUCAGAAUUACAAAAAGAUCAUUGGUUGAGAGCGAUGCAGAUGUCUCUGUGGAAACUGCAGGGUGAGGUGUGAGAGAGAGAUACUUGGAAUAUCAGCUUGGCUCUGCCAUGGGGCAUGUGUGGAGGUGGACUCCGACACGGAGGCAGUGAUGGGUCUCGGCUUCAAAUUAGGCUGUAUCUCUUGCAAGAUGAGAGGAGAAGUACCGGCCUCUGCCACAGUGGACUGGUGGUUCAUGGCUAAAGGCGAGAGUGAAUUUACACACAUCUACAGUUAUGCAGACAUGACAGGCUACAUAAUGGAUGACCGCUUCGAUGAACGCCUAGCCUGGAACGGCAGUAAAAAAACUGAUGAUGUGCAGGACGGCUCAAUUUACAUCCUUAAUGUCACCUUCAACGACACCGGCACCUAUCGAUGUUUUUUCGACCGCACCCUUGUAUUCCCCAAUUAUGAGUACCGCACCAAUGCCACCAAGUUUAUCUCCAUCAACGUAGUAGGCAAAGCUACACGAGGCAUGGCGUCCAUCUUAUCCGAGAUCAUGAUGUACGUGUCCAUUAUCGGGCUGCAGUUGUGGCUGGUGGUGGAGAUGGUCUACUGUUACAGGAAGAUCGCAGCAGCUGGAGAGGAAGCUCUGAGAGAGAGCGAGGCGGAAUAUUUAGCUAUAACCUCGGAGAGCAAAGAUAAUUGUGCAGGUGUAACAGUGGCAGAAUAACACAGGACCAAAAAAAGUCUAAAGGCAAAAGCUUGACGCUCUGUCCAUCACAGCAUCACCAAUGGCCUCCUCCUCACCCUCACCGGCUGUCUGUGAAAGCGCAGGGCCGCUGCUUUGACCUUUGUGUACGACUGUGACAGAACCGCCAUUCUAAACCAUCAGGGAAACACACAGUCACACAUUACAUAAAAAGGAAAUGUUUUGUUUUAAGGCUCUAGAUGACAACUUUGAGGUUAAUGAAUGAUUGAUGCAUUCAUUGGUUCAAGCAAACACUGAACAUCUCUUGUACAUACGCGUCUCUAUGCUGUUUCCGCAUAAUGAAAACUCAGCUGUACAUACGAUAAAACUGUCACCACAGUAUAUCUACUGAGCCAGAGGACAUCACAACAUAUUAUAGUGUGUAUAAUAAUCGCUAGUGUAUUUACUGAGCCAGACAAAAAAACAAAAACACAAAACAAAAAAAAGCAAACAAAAAAACAAAACAAACAUAAGAACCGUCAAAUAGAUUAUGUGAAAACAUAUCUAUUUAUAUCAUUAUUUAAAGAUCAAAAUACAUAUUAAGAAACAGAAUAUAUUAAAUAUAAACUUAGUUAUAGCCUAUAUAUUAGGAGUGUAACGGUACACAUAUUUGUAGCGAAAACUCUUAAAAUUAAGAGCUUCAAACUAACUCUUGUCAGAUGUGUUGUUUAAGACAUUCAAGACCUGUUUUCAUCAGCAUAACUCUUAAUCAUCUUUCUCUGUAAAUGUAAAAAUAGACAGUGCGACAGUGCAAUAAUUCAGACCAAAAUAUACAUUUUGCUAAAAUAUGUUCCCAAAGGUGGAAGCUCUUCAAAUUUCUUCCCUCCUUUAGAACAAAACCAUAAAGUGCAUCACCAUUUUUUUCCUAACAGAACUGUCUGGUUUGUUCAGUAAAGCACUGUUUAUUAAAAAGAGCAGCUUUAUGUUUCCGCUGUACCCAAAUCAUGGCUUCAAAACCGAGGUAGGCUACAUACCGAACCGUGUGCCGUCAUACCUCUAAUAUAUAGAGAAAUCAUAACAUCUCGUGUUUGGCUGCUGGGGACUGUGAUUAGCCUUACAUAGCGAAUACCAACAACUAUUAACGCACAUUUACAAGAAGAGCUUCCAGACUGAAAACCGCACCUGUCACGUACAGAACUAACUCAACUAACCACUGGUAAGCUAACCAUAACUUUUCUCACUGAUAUGUAAUAGCUCACUCAAAUUUGUCACUGCAUCUACAAAACAUCACGACCAGCACCCAAUAUUUAGUCUAUACUAACUUGGUAUUAAAUAGGAAAGAUUUUAGCACUAUAAAGCACAAAAUAUCUGUUCUGUAAAAAAAAAAAAAGCAGACCAUUCUCUUAAAAGAAAUAACAGAGAAUCAAUUGAAUGUCACAUAUGUGUUAAUAGAAAAAAGUGCAUUGUUGUGUAAGAUUCAAAGCCGAAUUCAGCUUCCGAAACUAUUGUGAUAAAUAUGUUAUUAACAAUGUGCCGUAGAGGAUCAUUUCUCAUGUUUGCCUCACAGUUCCUCCCCUUUUCUUUUUGUCUUUGCUGACAAGAUAAUCAAGGGCUGCAUGAAAUCGAUUGAGAAUGACUUCAAGUUUAAGGUGUGCCUCCUGUAGGAACGAUGUUUAAGCCUCUGGCUCUUCGUGCAUGAGCAUUUCUAAAGAAAACGGAACGAGAAAGCAGGAAUCAAUUGUGUUCACUCACAAGCUUCCAGUCUUUCCUCUCCCUCUUAGUAGCCAAUUUCUGGUAGUGACUACAGAGGGCAGCACAACACUGCCAAAGUCUCACUGCCUUUAUGCAUGAAUGAAUAUUCUUGAGACUUCCCAGCUCUGGUUUUCUUACUUUUUAUAUCUUUCAUUCGGUGGUUGUUAAAUAGGUGGAUUUCUACUGCAUGACUUUAAAUACGCUUUUAUGAAUACUGCCACAGUUGUAACACAGGAUGCGUUUCAUUCGCUGCUUUUAGUGCUGUGAUUACUACAACAUCGAUGGUAUCGUACUAACACUAUCUGACAAUGUCUGCACCUCUGUGGGAGUCUGUACAGUAUCAACACAACGACCUAACAAUUCCAUCAUCAAUUUCAUGUUGAAGUGAAACUGUUGCUUGCCAAAUAAAUUAUGGACAAGGUAGUAUACAAUAAAAUAUGUUUAAAAAGCU
Molecule: messenger RNA, 3693 nt
Organism: Cyprinus carpio (common carp)
Lineage: Eukaryota; Metazoa; Chordata; Actinopteri; Cypriniformes; Cyprinidae
Gene: scn1ba
Product: sodium channel, voltage-gated, type I, beta a
Biological process (GO): cardiac muscle cell action potential involved in contraction; sodium ion transport; regulation of heart rate by cardiac conduction
Cellular component (GO): voltage-gated sodium channel complex
Molecular function (GO): sodium channel regulator activity
Source: RefSeq, a predicted model, not a curated record